Nylanderia fulva is the source of this 5855-nucleotide messenger RNA. NCBI's taxonomy places the organism in Eukaryota, Metazoa, Arthropoda, Insecta, Hymenoptera, Formicidae. The record is from RefSeq and is a predicted model, not a curated record.
GUUUCGUAACUUUUAUAUUUCAGGAAGCUCCUUGCGAUCUGUCAGGCGAGAAACGGGAUUACGGAUGUGACGAUACGAUGACGCGAGAUCCGCAACGACGGAGAGAUCAUUCUCGCGCUGUAAAUCGGUGGAUCCCGAGGAUGGUCCUCCAGAUCCUGUUAAUACAGAAUUUCGUUACAUUUAAAGCCGUAGCUCAAAUAGCCGAAUGUCCGCCAUCGGAAACAAUUCCGGGUUGUCCUUGUUAUAAUUUUGAGGACGGUCUCUUUCUAGAAUGCGCUGGCGCUACAGAAGAAACUUUAAGAACAACAUUACAAGGCGUGCUAAGUAUAAGUGGCACGGACACGAUGGUACAGUCAUUGAGUGUUUACGAGCUUGAUAAGAGCAUCGAGGAACUGAGGGAGGACGCUUUUCCGUCCGGAUCGCAAAUCAGGCAUCUUCAAAUUUCACAUUCAUCGUUACGGGAAAUAAGCGAGAGCGCCUUCACAAAUCUGAAGGACAGCUUGGAAUCUUUGGCACUGGUUUCCGGUCGCUUACCUCACGUGCCUCAAAAAUCACUGGCCGAGCUACGAAAACUUGCCGCUCUGGAUCUCGAGACGAAUUUGAUACAGGAUCUCUCGUCCUACUGCUUUUACGGCUUGAAGUUAAUGAAGUUGACCUUGAAGGGUAAUCAGAUAUCGAAAAUUUCCGAAUACGCGUUCGCGGGUCUCGAAGACAGUCUGAGCGAUCUGGAUCUAGCCGAAAACAAGCUGAAGCUAUUUCCUAUGGCUCCCAUGAGAAGACUCGAGAGCUUGGCUUCGCUCAGGCUGGCGUGGAACGAGAUAUCGGAACUACCCGACGACGGUUACAGUCUUCUUAGCUCCCUGUUGAUCCUCGAUUUAAGCAGCAACAAUUUUGAAAAACUGACCGAAGACUGCUUCAGGCCCUGCCAUCUCCACACUCUAUCUCUCUACUAUAAUUCCAUCGAGACCAUUCACAAAGACGCCUUCGUGUCGUUGAAGGAUCUAGAAUCGAUCGACCUGAGCCACAAUAAAAUCGUUUUCCUCGACGUGGCGACGUUUAAGGGAAACGAACGACUGCGCACGAUCGAGCUGAGCCAUAACCACAUUCACUACAUCGGCGGCGUGUUUGCGAGACUACCCGAGCUGAGAGAACUUUAUCUGGCGGAAAACAAUAUUCUUGAGAUCCCGGGAGAUGCGUUCGCCGGCAGCGUCAGUCUCGCAGUGGUGUAUCUACAGCAGAAUGCCAUCCGAAGGAUCGACGCCAAGGGUCUCACGAGUCUCACGCAGCUGGCCCAAUUGCAUUUGAGUAACAACUACAUCGAGAAGGUGCCGCGGGAAUUCCUUGAACACUGCGAGAACCUGUCGUCGCUCUCUCUAGAUGGUAACAAGAUCCGCGAGUUACAACCGGGCACCUUUAUCAAGCUGCAUCAGCUGCGCGAGCUGCGGCUGCAGGAUAAUCAUAUAACGGAGGUGAAGCGUGGCGUUUUCACGCCGCUUCCGGCGCUCCUCGAGCUUCAUCUGCAAAAUAACGCCAUUACCUCUAUGGAAACGGGCGCGCUGAGGACGCUGAAUAGCCUCCAGCACGUUAAUCUACAGGGCAAUCAAUUGACCAUGCUCGGCGACGUCUUUCAGCUCUCCGCCUCGGAGUCGUCUUCCGGCGGAAGCUCUUUGGUGUCCAUUCAGUUGGACAGCAACGGCCUGGCGGUGCUGCACAACGAUUCUCUGCGUGGCCAAGCGUCCGUCAGAAUCAUGUGGCUCGGUCACAACAAGUUGACACAUCUACAGGCGCCUCUCUUUAGGGAUCUCCUUUUAGUCGAGCGCCUUUAUCUGACGAACAAUUCCAUAUCCAGAAUCGAGGACGCCGCUUUUCAGCCGAUGCAGGCUUUGAAAUUUCUCGAGCUCAGCAUGAACAAGCUGAGUCACGUAACGGCGAGGACAUUUUCGGAGUUGCAUGAGCUCGAGGAGCUAUAUUUGCAAGAUAACGGUCUGAGGCGACUCGAUCCUUACGCGUUGACGGCUCUCAAGAAGCUAAAAGUACUGGAUCUGGCCAACAAUUAUCUCACCGUUUUGCAAGACGCGAUUUUUCAAGAGGACCUGCCGAUCAGAACGUUGAACUUGAAGAACUGCUCAAUAACCACGAUAGAGAACGGUGCCUUUCGUGGACUCAAUAAUUUAUUCGAUCUCAAUUUGGACGACAAUCUUCUUACAGCGUCGGCGCUUUUGCAUUUGCACGUCCCCGGUCUUCGAACACUGGCGGCAUCCGGCAACAAUUUUAGUCAGAUCACGGAACACUGUUUCAACGGAUUGCCGUCUUUGCAGGAGCUACUCUUGGACGAUUCGCAGAUAGGUCAGCUGCCGGAGACUAUCUUCGUGUUGAAUCGGAAUCUUGCGCGUUUACAUUUGAAUCGUAAUCAUCUGCGCACUCUACCCCCGGGAAUCUUUGAUAGAUUGCUAUCACUGCGGGAGAUACGUCUGGAUUACAAUCGACUUCAAGACAUCCCGUACUCGGCGCUGGCGAGUGCUCUUAAUCUCGAAAUUCUUACAUUGUCCACCAAUGAAAUCGUCAACGUCGACGUGGCCAGUUUCGCCAGCUUAAAGCAUUUGAGAGAGCUGGAUCUGAGUCAUAAUAAAAUCGAGACGAUGUCGGGCUUCGCGAUGGCAAAUUUAUCGCGUUUGAUAUCCGUGGAUCUCAGUUAUAAUAAUUUGAACGCCCUACCGGCGAAUUUCUUCGCGCAUUCGUCUUUGUUGCGAAGAGUCGAUCUGUCGGAAAAUAAAUUUCGACAAAUACCCGCGGUGGCUCUCUCGGGUCAGAAUCUUCCUAGUCUUGCAUGGCUGAAUCUCACCCGGAAUCCUCUAAAUAGGAUCCACGAUCUACCGUCAGAGGCGAUGUAUCCUAUUCUCCAGGAGGUGCACAUAUCCGGUACAAAUCUCAGUAUAGUGACCUCGCAAGAUUUCGAGGCUUUUCCGGCAUUGCUGCAUCUUUAUUUAGGUCAGAAUGGCAUUCUUCGAGUAUCACCAGGAGCGUUUCGAAGUCUGCCAAAUUUACUCACUCUUCAUCUCGGCAUGAACAGUCUAGAGAUUUUGCCAAAGGAGAGGCUCCAGGGUAUGGAACACUUGCGCAUACUCAAUUUAACGCAUAACCGUCUGAAAGAGCUCGAGGAGUUCCCGGAAGAUCUCAAAUCACUUCAAAUACUGGACCUGUCCUACAAUCAGAUCGGCAUCGUCGGCAAAGUGACGUUCAAGAAUUUAAUUAGCCUGGUCGAGCUGCAUCUUUACGGUAACUGGAUAAACGCCAUCUCCAGCGAAGCAUUCAGACCCCUGAAGAAGCUACGUCUACUUGACUUGAGUAGGAAUUACUUGGAGAAUUUGCCACUGAACGCUUUCCGGCCACUCGAAACGCAAAUAAGAAGCCUGCGGACCGAAGAGAACCCCUUACACUGCGGCUGCGAAUCGCAAGAGUUGUGGGAAUGGUUGAGGGACCAUCAGAAAUUGGUGAGCGGGGUCGGUGGUGGUCGUAGCCGCGGAAGAAAUGGCGUCGGAGUCGGUGACGUCGAGGGUGGUUUGUUAAGAUGCGAGCAGCCACCCGAGCUGCGGGGUCUGGUCUUCCUCGAUCUUGACCCCCACGCUUUCUGUUCCGCUCCGCUGGUCUUGAAGCUCGCGAUUCAGGACAUCCAGCCUUUUUCCGUUCUAGUAUCGUGGCAGAGCAGAAAUCAUUCCGGCCUCCAUGGAUAUCAAGUGGCGUAUCACUCCUUGGACAAUAUCGACGAGGUACGAGGUAAGCUGCUGGAUCCAAAGGCACGUUCGGUGAGAUUGACAAAGUUGGCGUCCGACACGCGCUACCUGAUCUGCGUACUUGGCUUGGGCAGCUGGGGUCCAGCAACUCCCAUCCCACAGGAUAUCGGUUCCUGGCAAUGGAACGCCUCGCACGACGACGUGAUCGAGGGAUCCUCGAUGCCCGUGAUGGUGAACUCGGCUACCAGUCGGUGCACCGAGGUCAGAACCUUGGACGCGCCUGAUUCGAUAGUGGGCGACGGUACCGUAAGCGAUCGGGGUGGCAUAGCGAGUAUCCUCACGAGACGACUAGGCCUGAUCGUAGGCAGCUGCAUGGGCUUCGUCGUCUUCGUCGUGCUGAUUUCGGUUCUGGGUUACAUGAAGAUGAAGAAGCAACGGGCGACGAUUAAGCGCGAUCAGCCACUGUCCUCGAAUCCGCCGGAGUACAUGUCUUACAGGCACUUCUCGUUGCAGAGCGGCGACAGGGCGGAAAAUGCGUGUCCCAGUUUCAUCAGCAACAUCGGACCGCCGCCUCUCGGCUCGUAGCAAAAGGCGAAGGAGUCUCGUAAAGAGGCCGCUCAACACGAGAUCGAGAUGAAAGCCAUGUCGACUUGCACCAGUAUCUAUAGCUAAUAAUUGCGCCCUGAAGAGAUGUAGUGAUGAUCGAUGAUACUAUACUUAUGUAUUGUCGAUGAAAAUGUGACAAGAAACCGGAGAUUCCGAUGUAACGUCGGGCCUUGGACUUAUUAGCGCGAUUAAUUGUUUCGAGCGAAUAAAUGGGAAACCAUCGAUUAAAUCGGUUAUAUCGUGAAACGAUGUGCGGUGUUCGUGAUAACUUUAUUCCGGCCGUGACGACGGCCGAUCGACCGUAAUCUCUUUUAUUUGCCGAACGUAAUCUAGAUAAGGACUUCGACACACACAACUAUUCGACUUUUUGUAGCGAAUGAUAAAAUCGAGCUACGCCGAAUCGCGCGGUUUUACAAUUUUUUAGUCGACAGCGAUAUUUCCAACGAUGUAGAGAAAUUUUUCUACUAUUUCAUCAAAAACGCUUACUAUCUUGCGACUAUCUCAGCUCAUCAUUGUACGAAAGAGAAAAAUGCGUCAAAGCAAAGUGCCAAAAAAAGAAACGCGUUUCUAAAUACAUUAUUGCUUUCAUCAGCAACGCAUUUUCUACCGCGAGAACAUCUUCUAAGAGCGACUUAAUCUCAUUAUCAUGCAUAUAUUGGCGAAGCUUAGGUGCGUUUAAAGCUUGUGCCAAAAGACGUGGGGAAACACGUGAAGAUCUGAAAAUUCCUCCCGCGAGAGAAUCAAACGCCUGCGAUAAACGAGCACUUUUGACAAGAGAUUCUUUUUUUUCUCACUAACAGAAAUAUUCUUCGCGAGAAGGAUCUUUUCUCGUUUACGACGUGUAUCAUGAAGAAAACCGGCUGUUAACGGCGAGUAAUUUAUACCGAAAAUCGAGCAACGACGUAUCAAUUCUCCUCCCACGAAACUUCGAAUCUCUCGUACGAGAAGACUGAUUUUUUAAGCCGUUUAAAACUUCCGAGACUCGUCUAAUCGUCUAUCGUGCGACAUUUUUUGUAAAUAACGCAUGAUAUCGCGGCAUAAUUAAUAUCCAAUAAAAUUCAUCUUUUUAAAAAGUGCUGCGCAAGCAAUAUUACACUUAUUCGUAUUCGAUAGUUCUAAUGAUCAGCACUAACGUAAUUAAGGGAAAACGCGAUCUGCGCAGUGAGAAGCUCACAUCGUCGUCCUUAAAAAUAUCGCAAUAGACAAGAUCUUGCGAACGAUCGCGAUCUAGCCUCUUCGAUUUUGAUAAAUAUCACGUUACCGGAGGCAGAUUCGCCACACUCGAACGAGCACAUCCGAAUUCUUGAAUUGUGGAAGACUAAGUGUGAUUCCUGCCAAACAAAAAGUAAAAAGAAAGAAAUAAUCGAUUCCAAGUUGCCAAAUGUUAAUUGUGUAUCGAAUAUCGUGAAAAAAAAAUCGGUUUAUUGUAUAUAGAUAGAAGAUAUAUAUACAUAUAGCAUUUUCUUUAUUAUAUAGUGUUUAGGCUUUCGGUUAAUAAAAAGUACCUUAAGGCUGUAA